CUUCAGACAGUCGGACUCUUUAACUCUUUUAUAAAACAGCUUUUCAAAAACUUUUAAAACUGUUUUAAAGGGAAAAGCAGGAAUCUGUUAAAGAAACAUCUUUUUAUUUUGUAUAAACAAAAAAUCUUUAAAUAUCAGUCAAUAGUUAUUAGUUAUUGAUUAUUGCCACGACUGCCGACACAAGCAAGAAAACAAAUUAAAUACCGGAGACUCUGGAGGAAUAACGGGCGACAUGAUGAUCCUUUUAUUAAACGACCAGAAUAAUCACUAAGAUCCAGGAGUUAAAGAAGUUAAAUAAAGACACUUUUUUCUUUUGUUUUUAAACGUUUAAAACAAAAAACUUCACCAACAGCGGCUUCCUGCUCUUUUACUGUGAAAGGACAAACUAUUCAGCUUCCUGUCUGACAACAUGUCCUCAUUUACUGACAAAUUUCAGUAAACAGGGUGACAUCACACACACACACACACACACACACACACACACACACACACACACACACACACACACACACACACACACACACACACACACACACACACACACACACACACACACACACACACACACACACACACACACUCACAGGUCAAAGUCGAUCUUUUUUGGGGCAUUGACCCCGUCCCGGUGUUUGGACAGUCAGACUGUCUCUCUUCAUCGUGAAGACGAAAAGGAAGAUCAGAGCAGCUGUUAGAGGAGGACAAGGACAUCGCCAUGACGACUGAGUACCAUGACGAACCCGAAGACGACAGCAGCUCCUUCUGGAACAAAGGUACCGGUCUGUCCUGAACCUGUCCGUCCUCUAUCUGUCCUUGAGUCCAGACUGAACCCUGUUUUUUUAAGUCCUCCUGUCUCUCUACCUGUCUGUCCUAAACCGGUCUGUCCUGUCUCUCUCUACCUGUCUGUCUCUCAGAGCGCCCCCCUGUCUACCUCUCAGGUGUCUCCAGGUACAGGACCUGGUUGUUUCCUGGUCUGACAGCGACCAUCAUCCUGAUCCUGAUCAUCGCGCUGGGAGCGAGCAGUGAGACACACACACACACACACACACACACACACAGACACACACACAGAACACACACACACACACACACAGGAACACACACACACACACACAGACAUCUGUUGGAUGUUCGGAACCGACAGCUCGAGUUCGAGCGUGUGAUGACGUUUCACAGCCAAUCAGAGGCGAAGGAGGCGGGACCUUCCCCUACUAUCCCACAAAAAUAAUAUUGCAGCCAGCAGUAUGACAUCACACCCUUUCCACCAAUCAGAACAUGCAUCCCCAAAAUGAGAGAGCGCCCCCAGGUGGUCAAGAACCAAAAGACUGACUGCUGAACAGAACCGGAUCAACUCUAAACAGAACCACUUUCUACCUCUGACAUACUGACCCAGAACUUCUGGACUUGGUUCCUGUCCACAUUCAGACUCUCCUGCUGCAGGUCUAAACCUCUGUCCCUCUGUCUCUCUGUCCUCCUGUCCCUCUUUAGGCUCCAGGACCAGCAGCAGACUCUGGUCUGUAGAGACCACGGUCUCUAACCUGACUGUGACCCUGGAUGCGGGACAUCAGCUGAUCAAAGGUAACUCACCUAUCCACCUGUGUCCCUGUCCACCUGUCCAUUCAGAGGACAGACCCCUCAUCCUCUCUGUCCCUCUCUCUCUGUCCCAGAAACAGCCAAAGACACUCACCGUAUGAAAUUUGCUGUGGAAGGAAACAGGGACCAGCUGACCUCAGGUGAGUCUACCUGUCCCUGAUCAGAACCUGCAGUUCCUCCAGUGUCCACCAGGGUCUGUGUCCUAAAGUGAGUCCGUCUCCAUAGAGACCCAUGUUAACAGACUGGACCAGAACCAGUCUGGGUCUCAGUGAGCAGACAAAGUGACAUCAGGGAUUAAGGAUUAAACUCAGAUUAAGGAUUAAACUCAGAUUAGGAUUAAAAUCAGAUUAGGAUUAAACUCAGAUUAAGGAUUAAACUCAGAUUAGGAUUAAAAUCAGAUUAGGAUUAAACUCAGAUUAAGGAUUUAACUCAGAUUAAGGAUUAAAAUCAGAUUAGGAUUAAAAUCAGAUUAGAAUUAAACUCAGAUUAAGGAUUUAACUCAGAUUAAGGAUUAAACUCAGAUUAAGGAUUAAACUCAGAUUAGGAUUAAAAUCAGAUUAGGAAUAAAAUCAGAUUAAGGAUUAAACUCAGAUUAGGAUUAAACUCAGAUUAUUAAACUCAGGGAUUAAACUCAGAUUAGGAUUAAACUCAGAUUAGGAUUAAACUCAUAUUAGGAUUAAACUCCCCUGUUUACAUCAUCAUCAGGUUUUACGAACAGGGUUAAUUAUGUCGGAGUCACAUGUUCGCUACUUUAUGACAUCCUGUGUGUGUGUGUGUGUGUAUCUGUAUCUGUGUGUGUGUGUGUGUGUAUCUGUGUGUGUGUGUGGUCAUGCGGUCAUCAGUGUCGGAGGCGUUGAAGCAGCUCUCAGCUCUGGACUCCCUCUCGAAGACCGUCACGUCCCUCAAAUGUUCGCUUGAACGCCUCCUCAACAACGGUACGAACUGUCCUCACUGUGGGACAGGAGACACACACAGUACCUCACCUGUCCCUGCUCACCUGUCUCUGUCUUUCCUCACGUGUCUCCUUACCUGUGUCCAGGUUCGUUGUCGGCUGGCUGCUGUCCUCUGAACUGGGACACGUACCAGUCCAGCUGUUAUUUCUUCAGUAGGACGACGUUGUCCUGGCACGAGGCCAGAGACUGGUGUGAGGGACACGAGUCUCACCUGGUCAUCCUGCUGUCGGACGAGGAGUGGGUGAGAAGACACUCUCUGGUUUUUGUCCCAGACCGUCUUUUUAGACGUCCUCAUUGUGAGUCUCACUCUCACCUGUGUCUCAGGACUUUGUGACCCAGCACAGCAGGGGGUCCUUCUACUGGGUGGGUCUGACGGACGAGAGGGACGACCGGUGGGAGUGGGUCAACCAGACGCCGUACAUCAUGAACCGAAGGUGGGCUGAUUGGAUUAAAUUGAUUAACAUGAUUGGACGAUCAGAGAAUUAGAUCGUCCUGACAGGAAGUACGACACACGACCAUAUAAGGGGGUUUCCUCUUCCUCUUCCUCUGAGUCGACCCUGAACUCAAACCCUGUCCUCAGGAGUCCAGGUCCCUCAAACACUGAAGGACCAGGACUCCAGACUCUCAGCAGGUCUGGGUUUUUAAUCUCAGGUGGUCUUCUGUUCUUUCAGACGCUGGAUGCCCGGUCAGCCGGACGCUUGGACCCACCAUGGAAUGGGCGCCGGAGACGAGGACUGCGCCCACCUCCACCACGACGGACGUCUCAACGACAUCCACUGUACGUCCAAACUGCGCUUCAUCUGCCAGAGACACACCAUGAGGAGCUGAGCGGUCCAGAGUCCGCCAGAGACACUGAACCACCGAACGUCAGGCCGGUCUGUGUGGACCAGGUCCACAGUGAGACCAGAACCUGUCUGAUUCUCCUGAGAGAGAACGAGAAAUGUAAUCCUGAUCAUGAUCCACCAUGACCCCAUUAAACCGUGUCCACCGACUCUUUGACGCCUGAGGGUCCUUUCUUUAGGUCUUUGUUUUAUCCAGGAUUUCCACCGCAUCCAGAACGGCUCUGAUCCCAAACGGCGGCGAUUUUUACCGUACGCCAAUUCCUACCGGAUCCGUUUGUGAGGCGAAUUUCCUGUCAGGUUACAAACAGCAGUAAUCA
Messenger RNA from Xyrichtys novacula (pearly razorfish), 3702 nucleotides. NCBI's taxonomy places the organism in Eukaryota, Metazoa, Chordata, Actinopteri, Labriformes, Labridae. The record is from the annotation of a GenBank genome assembly.